AUGGCGCAGGCCGAGCAGGCCUUUUGCGCGGCGGAGAUGACGGCGCCCUCGGCGCCGCCCGGGACGGCGGUGAGCUCCAAGACCGUUUGGACGGAUGGGCAAUUGAGGCAAGCACUCUUGACCGAAGUACAUAAGCACUGUUGCUGGAGUGGGCGUGCUGCCUGGGGCAUGGAGAUCAGGGAAAUGAUCGCUUGCGGUGUUUGGUACCUGAAGCUCACGUCCUUUGUGGAGACGCGGGAAGUCACGAAGCAGUCGAAAGCUUACAAAGGCCAAAAACUCGAUGGACCACAGAAUGGGUCAGCCCCUUCCAUGUGGAACAUUCAAGUGAAACAGAUGAAGAACUUCGAGGAGUCGAAAAAAUACUACACAGUGCCCCACACAGAUGUGGUGGCCAAGUGCGGGAAGUGCACGGGGACAGGCAAGCUGAGCUGCGAACCGUGCAACGGUCAAGGCUGGAGCUGGUGCAAGGACUGCCGCGGAGAGAAGUGGAUGUGGUGUCCGCAAUGCGAUGGCAGAGCCUUCAAAGAUACCAAAGGCAAAGGCAAGGGCCGCCCUGCGUCGGAAACCAUCGACCACUGCGACCAUUGCCGAAGCACUGGCUUCGUGUCCUGCCGGCUUUGUGAGGGCUGGGGCUGGAAGGAUUGCAAGAAGUGUCACCAUGGCACUGUGUCUUGCAAGAAAUGCGAUGGCUAUGGAGAUGUGGUGAACUACCAACAGCUCACCGUGCAGCACAGCAACAUUGUCCUGGAACGAAAGCUCGAUGAGAGCGGGUCCAGUCCCACCAUGAGCGAACUGCGAGAGGCGCAAGGCUCUUCGAAAUUCUUCAAGGCUAAAGUUCUUGAGUCUGGGGAAGUGGUGAAAGAGAUCAGCGUCCAACGCCUCAAGGAGCUGGUGAAUCAGCUGCUGAAGGAAGCCCAGACAAAGAACAAAGGUGGUCAGUUGCAUUUCCAGCAACUCAUGGUGAAGAGCUUGCCCGCCUGCCGCGUCGAUGCGGUCUACGGAAACAAGGCAUUUCAGUACCUCGUCUAUGGCGAGGAGAUGAGAGUCAAUGCCGAGGAUUAUCCUCAGCAGUGCUGUUGCAGCCUGCAAUGA
Messenger RNA from Durusdinium trenchii, 1092 nucleotides. The record is from the annotation of a GenBank genome assembly. NCBI's taxonomy places the organism in Eukaryota, Dinophyceae, Suessiales, Symbiodiniaceae.